CUGGUAGCCAAUGGAGUGGGACGUGUGCGUUGUUGUGCUGAAGUGUUAAAAGGAACGAUUUUUUUUUAUCCCGACCGAGGAUUUAAUUUCACUGAAGAUAAAGAAGUGGAGAGCAAAAAGUGUUGUUUAUAACUGCACCAAAUCGCCCCCGCUGCAAGAUGGCCCCUUCCCCUUGUCUACCAACGGGCCAAGCCGAGACACUGCCGCCACUACCGAAGCUUAAAAGACUGUCAACUUUUCGUAAGAAAUUGCCAUCUCAGGGAACAAACCAAGCUCGGAAUGAAAGAUGUAUUCCUUGCGUCGACACACAAUCCUCGGUGUCAGGGCAAAUGGCACCAGAUCUUUCCACAGACGUGCAUGGAACAACGCCAAGCCUCACAGUACCUCACACGAACCACACAGAGCAAGUGAUGCAUACUAAGGCGUCCUAUAUGCAACAAAGGAUUUUUCCAGUUAGAUCUCCCUCUGGGUAUGCCACAGAUCAUAUUUCCUCACAACAUGCAUCUCCAUCAACACAGCAGGAAAAACAACCAACGCUCAUAGUACCUCAGAGGAACCCCACAGAGCAAGCGAUGCAUACUAUGGCGUCCUAUGGGCAACAAAGGAUUCCUCCGGUUGGAUCACAAGACAAUCUAAAUUUCACAGGAUAUUUUUCUCCCUCUGGUUAUGCCACAAAUCAUCUUUCACCACAACAUACCCUUCCGUCAACACAGCAGGAAAAACAGCAGAGGUUCGACUCAAGUCACAAUGUAUCCUCACAGCAUAACGAGUGGAGGAGACAAAUGCAACUUCAGCAUUCCCGGGUACCUCAUCCUCGCCACAGGAAUGCUCAUCAUAGCUAUGGACAUGAUUACAGGUCUAGUUUACAUAUACACCAUUCAAAUUACAGUCAGCACUUCGGAAAUGCUGGUCAACAAGCACACGAAGCAGGAAGGGAAGAAUCCCAUCAGUCACGGCUUCCACACCAGAUGCAUCAGUUUUCUAGACAGGGAAUGCAGCACAUGUCUCAGGAUGCUAUGCAAAUGUAUCGGCAAAAUGGAAGAGGCUUGCAAUACCACUGUCAAAAUCAAGUAAAAAGAGAAGAAAACCACAGACAGUACCAGUCACAAAUGCAGGUAUACAAACAACAAAAUCAGGGUCAGAACCAAAUUAACCGCAUGCAACAGUAUUAUGCGCAAAUGUACCAACAAAAUGGGCAGAAGCAAUAUGACCCAGACCUGCAAUACAACGGCCGACAUCAAGUACAAAUGGGAGAAGAACAUCAAAUGUCACAAACGGAAAAGCAUACUAUGAUUAUGAAGGCAUACAGAAAACGAAGCCAGCAUCGGGACUUUAUAAAGGACUGGCUAACACAGUUCAGUCAUUCCAAAACUCAGCAGGUGCACAGAACAGAGGAAGAAAAAGAACUGCCACAACAGACGAAUCAACAACUCCAUAAUCAUCAAGGCGUAGGUGGUAGUUCAGAACAGCAUUGGCAAGCCAGUCGUCGACUGCUGCAUUACAAGAACCUGGAAAAGGCAAACGAAUCUUGUUCCAAAGGUAACGCUAACGGUGCUGGUUCUCCUAAGAACAACAUUACUCCCCAGGACGAAAAUACUCCUCCGAAUCACCUCAACGCUAAUCCUCAAAGCCAAAUGGAUCCUUUGCCAGGAAAGACUGACGUAAACCACACGCAACUUCAUCCCCAGACGAGCACUGGCAUCACUUCCACUCCCUCGUCUGUAAGUGAGAACCUGGAACACACCACAAUGGUUGGAGGCCACACACUUAUCUCAACAGAAACUUUCUUAUCUUACUUGAAGACGUCAGCUGCAGAGGAAGACAACGGAGGUAAUACUCGUCCUCCUGCAUCUGCUCCACACAGCAGCACAAGAGUCAACGCUAAGACCGGCGCUUCGGUCAGGUUUAUUGACCUCCUUGAGGAUGAUGAAUGUAAUGAUGUGGAGGACGCUAUAGUCUCACCGCGAAGUUCCUCCUCGAGCACAGACCAAGAAAAAGAAAUGAAUUACUGUGAUGAAUCAGAAAAUAUUGCACAGCUCGGUUCUUCAUCUUCCGUUUAUAAACAGGUUGACCGGAAUUCGGAUUCCGAAAACAGCUUCACAGAUAAUAUGCAGAGAGAAAUGGACAGAGAAACCCACACAGAUGUUACUGAACUCGAUGGCAGUUUUCAACCUACAAACAUGCUGAAGCCAUCCGAGAGUAUUCCAACGCUAGUUGGUUGUGAAUCUGAUAGUGGUCCUACAAUACUAGAAUACCGUGAAAUAGUAACAGAGAAAUGUAAACACCCAGAAAAUAAUGCAUUAAUCCGCCCUACCUCUCCCGUUAAUAAACAGGGUGAGCACAACGCUGUCGACAUCCAAACCGAGAACACGCAAAGAGAAAUUAUUGAAGAAACUCGCAGUGCACUCACAGUAAGCGAUUGUGUAACACCUGCAAAUAAUCCAGCAACACGAGCAAAUAACGAAAAAGAAAUAGGUAAAUAUUGCGAAUUCGAAAAUAACACAAUUCUCUAUUCUUCCUCUCUCGUUCAUAAACAGGCUGACCGGAAUUUGCACACCAAUUACAACUUAAAUGAUAACUCGCAAAGAGAAAAGGAUGAUAGAACUCAAUCACCAAACAUCUCAUCAGGUAACGUAGAAAUAGGUAUACCUCAGUGUGGCUCCUUUCCGUCCCCAGAAGCUCCUCCACAAUUCAACAGUUUCCAAAAUGCAAGUAUGUUAGACGCGUGUGUAAAUGAUCGUUUAACACCACCUGAUAGCGAUCCCCCCACACCAGAAAACCAUGAAAAAGAAACGGAUAAAUGUAGGGAUACAGAAGAUGCAUUAUCCCGUUCUUUCUCUCAUGUUUAUAAACGAAGCGGCGAGAACACACACUUCGAAAACAACGUAUCAGAGAACACGCAAACGGAACUGAGUGAAGAAGCCCCUACAUCACCUGAAUUCUUAUCAGAUAACUCGGAAUUGGGUUUGGUUCGAGGUGUCUCUUCUCACUCUGUAGAUGCUACUAUACAAUCUGGCAUUUUUCGAACUAAAAAACCUCCUAGAUUCAUCGUUCGUGCAGCACCACCUAAGAGGGAUCCCGAAACAUCAGGAUAUGAAAAAUACUCAACUGGAUAUAAAUCAAAAGCAAAAAAUAAUUGCAAGACACCUGAAAUAAGUACACCACCUGCAGGUGAUUGUACUUCCUCUGCAGGUGGUUUAACUCCUACACCAGAGGUAAACAAGCUAGUGAAUGUUUUAACACCAUCUACACCAGAGGCAGAUAAUGUGAAUGAUUCUACAUUGCAAGCUGCUGUUUCUACACCGCCUGCAAUUACGGUACAACUGAAUGUUCCACAAUAUACACCUGUUUUGACACCAUUAACAGAUACUUGUGUGACAGCUGCGUAUACACCCCCGUCACCAUGCAUUCCUGCACAACCAACAGAAGUAUCUAUAACAUCGGUAGAUGCUAACAAACCAUCAAUACAAGCAUCUGAGCCGUAUUUACAAGUUCAGGAUUCACCUGAAAAUCUUAGCAAUGGACUUGCAAAUAACCGCAGUCCAUCUCAGGUGGUUCAUAAACUACCUAUACACGCUCAUAAAAUGCCCGAGUUAGUGCCUAUCCGACAUGCGAGGCGUAAAAAACGUGUUCCUGAGGGUCCUUCCCCCGAAGACUUCGUAAGUAUUCGUAAUUCGCCUGAAGAAAAGGAAAGUUAUCAUUCAGAAGUUUAUGCCGUAGGUGUACGAAGAAUGGACACGAGUCAUCACGAACAAAUUUUGCAAAGAAUUGAUUUCAGAGCAAGAAUUCAGGAAGGUUCAGAUGCACCAGACAGACAAUCGAUAGGAAGUAUUUUCCACAAGAACACUUCGCAAGAUGAUUGCUCAGUAAUUGAACAGCUUACUCUUAGUUCACCAAACAAAACCGAGUUGGAAAAUGGUUGCCACAUACGAACUUUAGACAUGAACUUAACGGAAGAUGAACGACCUUUUAGAUGCACUGCUCCGAGUGCAGCAGACGGAGCCGAAUCUGAACCAAGUCAUCACGAGCAAAUUAUGCAAAGAAAUUAUUCAACAAAUGCUCAGAAUGCUCCAGACACGUCAGGCAGACAUGAGAUAAACACUAGCUACCACAUGAAGAGUUUGCAGUUUUCAUUUCCAUCAAAUAGUUUUCACUUUCAUCCAAACGCGAUAGAGAAAAACAAUGUGCUAACUGGUUGUCUCAUGCAAGCUUUCAAUGUCAGUGAUUCAACAAGUAAUCAACCUGUUCCACGCACACUGCACAAAUCUGAAACUAGUCAUCUCAAACAAGAAAUGGUUAACAGCGUGGCAAUGUUCAUGAAUGCUGACCUGUUCCCAAACGCCGGUGAGAGACCCAAACUUGAAACGACGGUGCAGUGUCUCACGUGCUACGAGACUGUCGAAGGCGAGGAUGCCUGUCACCAUAUGUUCUUCGGUCAGUUGAAAUGCGAGAAGUGCGACGAGAUCAUCGCCAGCUGCAAGGACCUGCAACGCACCCUCAGCUCCGUCGAGAUGUGCAAGAAGAACUCCAGAAGACCACAUCGUUACACCGAAUGGAACAUCCCGCCCAUCGACUUCCUCUGUUACAGAUUACGGAAGACGGAAAAGGAUGGAUCGUUCUUAUCCACGCUGGAGGCUAUGGAGAGGUACCUCGAGAUUCUGUCGCCGCUGAAAAACACGAAACUAUGGAAAUCGGCGCUGAAGAAAUGUCAGGCUUUCACGACCAUGAUGCUAGCGUCCUCACGCCAGGAGGGAGACAGGAAGAAGAGGCAAAAGAACCAAAACACGACCGAGAAGAAACAAAAGACGAAAUAAAACUGAAAAUUUAGAGAUGAUAUGAAACCGUGUUGUGAAAUAACAAGAGACAGUGAAACCGCUAGAAACAAAAGCCACUAUAAAACCGUGUUUUAGAGUUUAAAAUGGAGUUUAAAUAACACAAUGGUAAAGAGAGAUUACUACAGAAAAUGCCAGUGGUUCAAUUAAAACCAGAAAUGCAAAUGAAUAAUAAUAAUAAAACAAUGGUGCUAUUUUCACAUUUUUUGUACAAAACAAAAGUAAUGUAUUUUUUUUUGUAAGAUUUGUUAAUAAAUGUGUAAA
Molecule: messenger RNA, 5096 nt
Organism: Penaeus indicus
Lineage: Eukaryota; Metazoa; Arthropoda; Malacostraca; Decapoda; Penaeidae
Product: putative mediator of RNA polymerase II transcription subunit 26
Exons: 2
Coding region: 159-4814 (1551 amino acids)
Source: RefSeq, a predicted model, not a curated record